This is a messenger RNA of Phyllostomus discolor (pale spear-nosed bat), 3291 nucleotides long. RefSeq names its product CKLF like MARVEL transmembrane domain containing 8 (gene CMTM8). Gene Ontology annotation, biological process: myelination. Gene Ontology annotation, molecular function: structural constituent of myelin sheath. The record is from RefSeq and is a predicted model, not a curated record. The transcript is spliced from 4 exons. Lineage: Eukaryota; Metazoa; Chordata; Mammalia; Chiroptera; Phyllostomidae. The coding region runs from base 280 to 801 and encodes 173 amino acids. Gene Ontology annotation, cellular component: membrane.
UACCCUCCCCCCGGCCGCCGCCGCUCGCUCCGGCCGCCCGGCGGCCUCCUCUGGCUCGGUCUCCUGCUCUCGGGCCCCAACGCCGCCUGAGAGCCCGCACGCCGAGGAGCGGGGGCGCCACGCACUCGCAGGACUCGCGCCGCCGCUGGACGGGCCGCGGCUGGCACCCCCGCGCGCUCCCCUCCCCCUCGCCGGGGUCCCGGGGCUCCGGGCCACGCGUCCUGCCUCCGACGCGCAGGGGGGUCCCAGAGGAGGGGCCGGCCCGGCCGAGGCGCGACGAUGGAGGACCCGCAGCGUGCCCGCCCGCACACGGUCACCACCACCGCCAGCUCUUUCGCGGAGAACUUCUCCACCACCAGCAGCAGCUUCGCCUACGACCGGGAAUUCCUUCGCACGGUGCCGGGGCUCCUCAUCGUGGCGGAGAUCAUUCUGGGACUGCUGGUAUGGACACUUAUCGCUGGAACUGAGUACUUUCGGGUCCCUGCGUUUGGCUGGGUCAUGUUUGUUGCGGUAUUUUACUGGGUCCUCACCAUCUUCUUCCUCGUCAUCUACAUAACGAUGACCUACACCAGGAUCCCCCAGGUGCCCUGGACUACCGUGGGUCUGUGCUUCAACGGCAGCGCCUUCGUCUUGUACCUCUCGGCCGCUAUUGUGGAUGCGUCCUCCGUCGCCCCGGAGAGGGACAGCCACAACUUCAACAGCUGGGCCGCCUCCUCGUUUUUCGCCUUCCUGGUCACCAUCUGCUACGCUGGAAACACAUAUUUCAGUUUUAUAGCUUGGAGAUCCAGGACCCUGCAGUGAUUUGCCAUUCUGAGAAUUAAGAGGGGGGAGAAAAGGAAGAAUCUCACUGUAAAAACAGCUGUAGGUAUAAUGUAUAUUUCCAGAGAAUUAUAUUUAACUAAUGUUUUUAUAUACUUAGUUAAAUUUCGCUCCAUGGUUUGUUACAAUUAAACUGGAUAUUUGUUUGCAAAGUGCUGUAGGUUAUAAUGACCUCUUAAAGAUCUUGCUGGUGUCUUCAUACACCUUAUUACUAUUUUCUUAGAUAAUGUAUAAAUGGAUAAAAUGCUAAUGUGAAGAAAGUGUCAAGUUUGUAAACCUAACUUUUAAAAUGCCAGAUUUUUUUUUGAUUAAAUGUUUUAAAACCUUGAAUAACAUCAUAUUGAUUUGAGAAAGGAGGCCUGUAGCCAAAGCCCGAGGGGGUGGGGACGCUAUGCUUCAUUCUCUCAGGGCUGUGCAGGUACAGUGUUGCUAGGAGACACUUGUCCAUGGCCGGUAAGCCAGGGUAGUGGGAGAGAGCCAGCUCCCCAACUCGGGGAUCAUUGGUGUCCAUGAUUCUCACAUGCCAACCAGUAGACCCAGGGAGCAUCUGAUGAGACAUUGGCCCUGGAGCUCGGUAGUGAGCUCUCUCCCUAAGUGGUGCUGCUGAGUCCAGUGACUGUUGCACAUGUGAUGUUUUUUUUUUCCUAAUACUAUUAAAAUGAGUGCAUAAUCAUUAAGAGGAUAAAUACUUGCGUGUACCUUAAAAUGAUCUGGCUGACCACAGUGGCAUGUGUACCAUAUUCUGUAGGAAAUGCCGGACAAAAAGUUCUCAGAGCUCCAGUGUCCAGCACGGAUACUUGGUGACAUUGCUAGAUGUUGUCAGACAGUGGGAAGGACGCCGUCAGCAAGGCAGAUGUGCACUUAGAGGAAGUGUUUUUAGGCAGGACCGUUCUUCCAACAGCAGAGUAUCUUGGGUGAUUUUUCAACAUGAGCUUCUUUUUGAAAAACAAAAAACCACAGAAACGUUAGUAUAGCUGAUGGCGGCAAAGAGAGUUUCGGCCUCGGACUCGCUCUGCGGACACGCCCCCUGAGACCUCUGCUCUGGUUUGACAGAGCUGUUUUUUCUGCUGUUUGUGUUAUCUUCCAAUUUAUGGGAUUCUGACUCCUUAUCCAAGUUCUGUUUACCCCUAUCCAGGAGAGGUGGCAUUUCUUCAGUGUCUAACAGCACCCACCCCAGACCUUGGAAGGAAACACUGAAGAAUGUCCUUGAGUUGUGGGUCCAAAGAGGUAGUGAGCAGGGGACACCACAAAUGAGAGGCGGUGAGGGGUACGGAUGUGUGGUGACGGGUGGGUGCUGGGGGCACAGGGAGCCGCUCUGAGUCCAACGUGUAGCCAGCCGCGAAGGUUGAGCAUUAGCCACGCAGACCUGCAGAUGAUUGGCGCUGCGAUCUCUUUGGAGCAGCAUUCCCGGUCAUUAGCAAGACAGCCUGUGACUCACUCGCUUUGCAAGAAAAGCAGAGACGGCUCAUCAGAGUUUGCAUACUCUGGUCUGUUCACCACUCACACACAGGCAUAUUCAUCUUCCAUGUCCUCCAUGCUUUCUGUAAGCACUUCAUGUUGCAAUCAAGUCUCAAUAAAAGGCAGAAAAACUGUAACCUACAAAGGUCUAUUUCUGGAAACAGUCAUCCAGAAAGAAGCCUGCUUUUAUGUCUCUCUUCUCUCUGUCUCCCCGUGUGUGUGUGUGUGUGUGUGUGUGUGUGUGUGAUUUCUAUAAUCAUGCCUGCAUUCAAGGAAGCAACUUCUGGGGUAAAAUGUUCCAUAAACCACUUGGAGAUGCAUUCUAAAUAGAUGACAAAUGUAGGUCUUUCUGGAGCUGGCAGGACCAAACAGACCUAUUUUGAGAGAACAGUGACUUGACUGUGUCCUUGCAGGGUCACUUGCUGUCCCGUCUCUACCUGUGGUUUUUCACGACCAUGACCCUGUGUGGUGCUCCGAGUGGUCACCAAAACACAACACAACACAAAACAAACAAGCAAAAAAAAAAACCCAGCAUGUAUUUUUAACAGAAAGGAAAUUAUUAUUUCCUCUUUUGACUACCAAGAGACUUUGUUCAAGAAAGAUGUCUAAGCGCGGGUAUUUAGACAACAAAAUGAGUCUCCGUUGUACAGAUGAAGCAAUAAGUUUUGAACUGGGUUUGCAUUCACUUUUCUCUUAAGAAAGAAGGAACACACAAGGCCACCUGCAGCACAGCCGACGUAACCAGAAGAACAGGUUUCUGGAGAAGGUUGGCACAGAGGUGGUCUGUGUGCACUUAAACUCUCCUCUGCCAUCUGCGAGCACCGUGUGCAUUCACCUCGCAGCCCUUCCAAAACCAGCAGGUUCCCUGACGGAUGUGGGUGGGUCUUCAGUCUGAUGGAUUGGCCUGCUGGUGGCCAAUCAAUGAAACGCUUUAAGCAAGUCAUCCCUCUCCCUUGCUGCGUUUCCAACUCAGAGCCCCCCCCCCACCAGGUAAACAUUUAGCCAAUAUUUGAA